Messenger RNA from Closterium sp. NIES-67, 989 nucleotides. The record is from the annotation of a GenBank genome assembly. Lineage: Eukaryota; Viridiplantae; Streptophyta; Zygnematophyceae; Desmidiales; Closteriaceae.
ACCUCCAAGGAUGACAGAGGAAUGGGAAAUGAGGAGAGGAAUACUGGACAGUUCUACCAUGUGUGUGACAAAGAUGACAGUGGCACAGCUGUUGCAAGGGCUGGAGAGGAAUUGCACCCGCUUGACAUGUGGGUCAUGGACUCUGGUGCUGCAUGGACAAUGACACCACGCAAGGACUUGCUGGAUGCUGUGCGAGCGCCUCCUAUCUCUGAAGUGCGCUCAGCAUCCGGACAUGCAGUGAAGGUCGCUGGAGUUGGUCGAGCUGCAUUCAGAGCACCUGAUGGUGGACUGGUUGUGCUGAAGGACGUGUUACUCGUACCGGGGCUGAAGGUCAAUCUGAUAUCGCUGCGCAAGCUAGGCCAGGCCGGAGUCAGCACCACCACCAAUGGAUCCAAAACAUUCAAGGGGCUGCGAGGAGAUCGUGUGUUAUGGGAUUUACACGAAAGCAGAGAUGUCUUCAGAUCCAUGUGGCAGAUCCCUGCACUGAUAUGGGAAUCAACAAAGAAGGAGUUGGGAGAAGUAAAGGCGGGAUCUGGAGUCCAGGGGGGGUGUAAUGCAGUUAGUGCUGCAGGAGUGACGGUUUCUGCAAGGUCGGGGGAGACUGAUUGGGAAACCGCACACAGGCGUCUAGGGCAUGUGGCUAUGCCAUUGCUGCAGCAACUGCAUAAGGAAGAAGCAGUAAAGGGGCUGAAGCUUUCUGGGCAACCAAAUGAUACCAAGUGCGAGAUGUGUCUGCUGAGCAAGUUCACACGGUUCCCCUUUCACGGCGUAGCUGGGAAAGGCAAGGCAGCACUGGAACUGGUGCACAUGGACCUCGUAGGACCUUUUCCAGUCCGAGGAAGUAAGGGGGAAAGGUACUUCCUGACAAUAGUUGAUGACUGGAGUCGGCUGAUGUGGGCAUACCCGUUGAAGCAGAAGGAUCAUGCUGCCUCAACAAUAUGAGAUGAUUGGCUGCCGUUCGUCGAGCGACAAUCUGGGCACCCAUGCAA